CUCGACAUAUAGGAAGGCCACCUUACUCGUACUCCUCCGCCAUGACCGCAUGGGAUAGCCCCUUCCCAUCAGCGCUCGUAUUCUAACGACAACUUAUCCCCUAUUCACAACUCAUAAACCGAGCAUGGCCGACGACACAACGUCAGCAGGGAGCGCGGACGCAGAAACAACGACCGAGGCAACAACAGAUCAGAAAAACGAGAACACUGCUGGAACAGGGACUUUAGGAACUACCGUACGGAAGUGGAAAGAGGAGUUUUCGGAAUGGGCCAAGAAGACGCGGUCAAGUUUUCAGACUACCUGGGAUACCGCCAAAACCAAGACCAAGGCAGGCCUGGACUACACCAAAUCUGCUGGAACCAAAUCAAAAACCGCAAUAAGCAACGCCUGGAACUCUACAAAGUCAACAGCCAACUCGGCCUGGUCUAAAGUCUCUUCUGUGACGAGUGCAGCGUGGAAAAAGGUCAUGAGUGCUUAUCACUGGGCUGUAGACGGGAGGAAGAAAACGACACCGGCAGCAAAGACGAGCGACACCGACGCUGCAUCCACAGACAACACAGAAUCAAAGGCUUCGGAGGAAUCAAAGGCCGAUGUCAAGUCCGCCGAGGCUUCCACCGAAAGCGAUGGGGAUUCGAAAAAGCCCGACAAUGAAAGCAAGAAGGAUGGCGAUGACGGCUGAAGCAAUGUCUCAAUCUGCUGAGCGCAUUCAUCGAUGUUUUGAGGGCACCUCGUGUUUGGUACGGCUCCCCA
Cryptococcus amylolentus CBS 6039 is the source of this 750-nucleotide messenger RNA. RefSeq lists its product as hypothetical. Lineage: Eukaryota; Fungi; Basidiomycota; Tremellomycetes; Tremellales; Cryptococcaceae. The record is from RefSeq and is a predicted model, not a curated record. The transcript has 4 exons. Bases 125 to 679 code for a protein of 184 amino acids.